AUGGAGGACGCAACUGGCGCUCCAGUAGCCCCGGCACCGGGUGAAAUGUUCAAAUUCGUCCUACAAAAACAUGCUUCUGCCUCAGAGACCGCGGCGAGAAUUGGUCAACUCGCCUUGCACUCAAGACCAUCUAUCAAUACACCAAAUUACAUAGUUCCGACCUCUCGAGGCGUGAUCCCUCACCUGUCGCAGGACAAUCUGCAGAAACACACGAGGAUAUCAGCGGUCUAUGUACCACUGGAAGACUUCAUCGAAAAGUCGCAUACAGAUGCGCCCAUAUACACUACUCCCGUCCAAGAUGGUAACUCACCUCUACGGCGGUAUAUCGGUCUACCGGAUCAGUGCUUGUCCGUCCUAGGUCCCAGAAGGGUUCCCAACAUAAUACCCCCAGCCCACAACACGAAUUCUUCGUUGGCGAUUUCGACCUCCGUUGGAUUUAGAUUCCUCGAGCUGGAACAGUAUAACGAGGCCGUGAAGGCUCUGAAGGCGGAUGUCGCGGCCAGUAUGGCGGACUUGAUCGCCAAGGAGGAUGCCAGUCAGAAGAGGAUCGCAAGAAGCAUUGACAGAACGCAUGCGUGGCUCCGAGACAGCAUUCAAAACAGGGAGGAAGACUCGACACCAUUCUUGGCCUCCAUCCCACCUCUAGAACUCCAGCUGUUGUCACUAUAUCUCGCCGACAUACGAGAUGAAUACAGACGCCACAUAUCAGGCCUGUGCAUAUACUCGCCAAUGACCAUGGCAGGCUUGCCGGACGACUUGAGGCGACUUCCGACGAUAUGCCUAAGCGAUCCUGCAAGUCCACAAGCCUUACUGUCCGCAAUCCACGCAGGCAUAGACCUGAUAACUGUGCCAUUCGUCACACAAUCAUCAGAGCACGGGAUCGCCUUAUCAUUUUCAUUCCCAGGCCCCACGGAAGGACCCAAUGCUCCUUUAGGCACUGAUCUGUGGUCCCCAGUCCACGCCACCGACCUUUCACCCCUCAGUCCCAACUGCAAAUGCUACUCCUGCACACGCCACCAUCGAGCCUAUGUGCAUCAUCUCCUACAAGCCAACGAAAUGCUCGCUUGGACUCUCCUCCAAAUCCACAACUACACCAUAAUAGACUCGUUCUUCGAGGACAUACGGCAGAGUAUCCAACAAGGCACAUUCGACACCGAUGUCGAGACUUUUAACCGCGCUUUCGAACCCGAAAUACCCAAACAAACAGGUCAAGGACCACGAGUGAGGGGCUACCAAAUGAAAAGCGUAGGAGGAGGCGAAUCACGCAAGAACCCCAAAGCAUACGGGAAACUAGACGAUCAAGUGCAGAAGCUCGCCGAAGCAGAGUCCGGCGUCGCCACACCAGACGGCGAUGCAAAUGACAUUGCAGAGCAUGGUCUGGCCUCCAAGAUCUCGUAG
Exophiala viscosa is the source of this 1398-nucleotide messenger RNA. Its product is annotated as queuine tRNA-ribosyltransferase. The transcript is spliced from 2 exons. Lineage: Eukaryota; Fungi; Ascomycota; Eurotiomycetes; Chaetothyriales; Herpotrichiellaceae. The record is from RefSeq and is a predicted model, not a curated record. Gene Ontology annotation, molecular function: tRNA-guanosine(34) queuine transglycosylase activity. Bases 1 to 1398 code for a protein of 465 amino acids.